AUGGACCCCUCCACACCCUCCCAAUCCAUAGAACACCAGGAACUUCCUCACCAUUCGUCAUCCACAACCGCCGCCGCCGCCGCCGCCGCCGCCGCCGUUACUGCUGCGACGACGGCCUCUUAUUUAAAUAUCGCUUCCUCGCUCGUCGCUCCAAGCACUUUUCUGGCAAACCAUCGUUCUCCUCAAGAUCCAGUCUUCCGUCCGUCGCCAGCACGAGCGGCGCCCAGUACAAUGGACAAACGACAACCACCUAGUUCUUUUCAGCAGCUUGAGAAACUUGGUGAAGGAACCUAUGCUACAGUCUUCAAAGGGCGCAACCGCCAGACUGGCGAGAUGGUCGCGCUGAAGGAAAUCCACCUAGACUCGGAGGAAGGCACACCAUCAACAGCCAUCCGAGAAAUAUCACUCAUGAAAGAAUUAAAGCACGAAAACAUCGUCUCCCUCUACGACGUCAUCCACACAGAGAACAAACUCAUGCUUGUUUUCGAGUUCAUGGACAAGGAUCUAAAACGCUACAUGGACUCACGCGGCGACCGCGGCCAACUAGACUAUGUCACCAUUAAAUCCUUCAUGCAGCAGCUGCUCCGCGGCAUCGCAUUUUGCCACGAAAACAGGGUCCUCCACCGCGAUCUCAAGCCGCAGAACCUCCUCAUCAACACCAAGGGCCAGCUGAAACUGGGUGAUUUUGGCCUGGCGCGCGCCUUUGGAAUACCCGUAAAUACCUUUUCCAAUGAAGUCGUCACCCUCUGGUACCGUGCCCCAGAUGUUCUCCUGGGUAGCAGGACAUACAACACCAGCAUCGACAUCUGGUCCGCCGGCUGCAUCAUGGCAGAAAUGUAUACAGGCCGCCCCCUAUUCCCCGGCACAACGAACGAGGACCAAUUGCAAAAGAUCUUCCGUCUAAUGGGCACUCCCUCCGAGCGCUCGUGGCCCGGUAUCUCCAAUUUCCCUGAGUACAAACCCAACUUCCAGGUCUAUGCGACACAGGAUCUCCGCCUAAUCUUACCACAGAUCGACCAGUUGGGAUUGGACUUGUUGAGUCGCAUGUUGCAGCUUCGGCCGGAAAUGCGCAUCAGUGCUGCUGAUGCGCUGCGCCAUCGCUGGUUUCAGGAUUUGAACCAGCUACAGGCUCAGAAAUCCGCGCAACAACAGCAGCAGAUGUCGGCUGGUGGGUACGGGGCAUCAGGACUUGUUUCGCAAAGCGGCUAUUGA
Molecule: messenger RNA, 1212 nt
Organism: Histoplasma mississippiense
Lineage: Eukaryota; Fungi; Ascomycota; Eurotiomycetes; Onygenales; Ajellomycetaceae
Product: negative regulator of the PHO system
Exons: 3
Coding region: 1-1212 (403 amino acids)
Biological process (GO): protein phosphorylation
Cellular component (GO): cytoplasm; nucleus
Molecular function (GO): cyclin-dependent protein serine/threonine kinase activity; ATP binding
Source: RefSeq, a predicted model, not a curated record